Messenger RNA from Puccinia triticina, 465 nucleotides. RefSeq lists its product as uncharacterized. The coding region runs from base 1 to 465 and encodes 154 amino acids. Lineage: Eukaryota; Fungi; Basidiomycota; Pucciniomycetes; Pucciniales; Pucciniaceae. The transcript is spliced from 4 exons. The record is from RefSeq and is a predicted model, not a curated record.
AUGCCUAAAAGACGUCGCGGCGGGUCUCCCCCUCCCUUCAGAAUGAAUGCACAGGAGUUGCUCGAAUGGAUCGGGCCAGUUUUGAGGAGGGUCGCUGCUUAUCUUCCUCCCCAAAUGAUCGUUCCCAUGGUCCCGGGUUAUGGGCCGACCCCUGUGCGCCAGCCAGCCCCUCCGGCAGCACCCCUUCCGUCAGAAGUCAAGCGAUUGAAACGACGGGCUCCAUUUCUGUGCCGUUCAGCCAAACGGCUUACCCUCGACGAGCUCAAUGCUCAGGCACUUUCAGCGACUUCUCCUCCUGCUCGCCACCCAAGGCUGGGAGCUCUCGGGAAGGUCUCGACCAAGCUCCACCAGCUUCAACUGCAAGCCAAGCCGGGCCAUCGCGCCGAAGCGGGAGACGUGAUCGACAUGACCCAUACUUUCGAAGCCGACGCACCAGAGGUGGAGGAGCCUGAAUUCAAAACAUAA